GCAACGCGAUGAGAAUGAAAUCGAAACCGAUUCAUCGGGCAACGAUAGCCAAAGGCCUUCAAGUGAUCGUUUUGAUGGCUAUCGUAGCGCAAGUUGCAUGUGACGUCAUGAUCUGUAACUACGAAAAAUUCGACCUGUAUGACAGCAGUUAUCAGAAGAAAACGGACGAUUUUUGUGUUUUUAAGGAUGUGUUUCUGCAAAGUGAUGUCCGGUACAUGGACUUUAUGGCGAAUAGUUUGGACUACAGAAAAGUUGCAUUCAUCAAUUCCAAGUUCCCAUUCGUUCCACCGUCGUUGUAUCGGAAUUUCGAUGACGUUCGAGAACUUUAUGUGCGCAGGUGCAUGAUCGAUACACUAAGGAUUACCCGAUUGAUCGAGAAAAUGUACGCCGGAUACAAUCAAAUCACAUCCAUUUUGAUUGACGGAAACGGAUCAAAUAACUUACGGGAGCUCUACUUGGAAACUAAUUCCAUCGGUGACAUAUCAAAUCUGACCAAUCUCCCAAAUAUGGAAGUACUAGUGUUAGAAAAUAAUCCCCGAAUAGGCAAUACUGAUUUUGCAAUGUUCUCGCGAAUGGUUAAUCUCUGGAAGUUGGAUCUGGAAAAUACUGGAAUGACUAAAAUUAUUAACAGUCUCAAAUUGAACCUAAACGAGCUGGUGCGCCUCGAUUUAUCCAACAACCAGCUAAGCUACAUCGAUAUGCAGUUAUUUCAAACAUUUCCGCAUCUGGAACAUUUGUGGCUCAACGGAAACCGCAUUUACUACAUGGAAUUUGAACCGAUCCGUACAUUCGUGCCGGAUAUCCGCAGCAUUGUGAUCGAUGACAAUUACUGGGGAUGCCAGCAUCUAGCGAUCGUCAGUAAAUAUUUUCUCGAGAAUGGAGUGAUCAUUCGGACCGGAGAGUGCAAAACCCGGGCUGUUCAUAAAGUGUGCUGUGCAGAUACCACCGCUUUGAUUGACAACCGCUACAUUAUUGAAAUGAAUAUCAAAACCCAGAACCGGUUUAACCGUGAAAUCGAAUCUCUCGAGAAGAGCAAUUUCCAGCUGCAGCAAAUCGUGGAAAGCAUGCGGACGCAGCUUAACAGCUUGAUCCUGAACUAUACCAUUACGAUGGUAGGCAACAAGGAUUCUCCGAUUCAGGACGAUUCCUCGCCGGCCUUGUCAGAAUCAGUGGAAGAUUAUUCGUACGAGAAUGACGAAGAAGAACGGCACGGUCAUGCAGCGUUCCAGCAGGAUGCCACCACGGAGGAAAGUAGUGAGGAGCAAAGUGCGACUGAUAAUGUUGCCCAAAGUGAACGCAAUAGUAUUGACUGACGGAGACUGGACCGGACUAGAAAUGUUCUAGCAAAGUGAACGAAAUAACGUGAACUUAGUCAACUUUCAGGUAGUGUGCAAAGCGAUAAUUAUGAAAUGUGCAAUCAUUAUAAAGUGGUGUUGAUCAACGUAUAACAAAUUUACAAUAAGAAAAUAUGACUUAGAAAAUGAAACUGUGCUUCUCGUAAUCAUGUGAGACAUUUUUGCGUACAUCUAUCAUCAUGACUACUGGAACUUUAAGAAUACGAGAUUCAAGAUUGCUCAUCACACGCUUGGAAGCUCUGGCCAUAUUACGGGAUACAAAAGUCAUGUAUUGGAACGCAAAUGAUUAACGAAUAAUUUACCUGAGUGCUAGUUUGGACAAUAAUGUUCAAAAGCAGCGUCACGACUCUGAUAAAAGUAUACACUCCAAAUCGAAAAGACUUUACAACGAAGCUGAGUUAUUGUAUUAUAUAGA
Molecule: messenger RNA, 1770 nt
Organism: Malaya genurostris
Lineage: Eukaryota; Metazoa; Arthropoda; Insecta; Diptera; Culicidae
Exons: 2
Coding region: 9-1313 (434 amino acids)
Molecular function (GO): protein binding
Source: RefSeq, a predicted model, not a curated record